GUUUUAUCAUCUCCACCAACUAUUAAUACCCGCUAUUAUCAGCUAAUGAGUUGAGUGAGGAUCUCACAUAUUCUCAAAUUAAUUUCUUUGGCUUUCUUCAAAACAAUUUUACUAUUAAUCAUUAAUCAUUUUAUUAUUAGUGCUUUAAUUAAUUAAUCGACUCACCGAGAGAUCUCCGGUGUCUUAAUUAUCACUUCAAUCUGCGGCUAAGGUUUCGAAUCGUUUCUGAGCUUUUUUUGGAACGUUUCGAAACGGGGACGGGUAACGUUUCUGAGCUUCGUACAAUUAUACUCCGUACAAUUUUACUGGCAAUAAUUUGUGCUAGCCUAAGCAAAAUAAUUUGCCCGAAAACAGUCUCUAUUAUAUGGAUAAAGUUCAAGUGAAAAUCAAUGAGAAGAUUGGGAACAAGAGAAGAUUAAAUUUAGAUUCGAAGGAGUUGUAUUUCAAUCAGAAUGGAGGAAUUUUGUUAGAAAAGCAAAUUGCUCUUAGCCAAGGUCGUAAUGUAGGUCCAGGACAGCUGAAAAUUUUAUCACACAAGGAUAUUGAGAAGGCUACAAACAAUCUUGACCCUAAUCUUCUUGUUGGUAGUAGUGCUCAAAGAAACGUCUACAAAGCAACCAUUGAAGAUCGUAUUGUAGUUGUUGGAGUUCCAUUGCAGCUAGAGAGAAAUCCUAAAUUGGUUGAUCGCAACUUGAAUGAAGCAUCAAUAGCUAUGGUUAUGAAUCAUGAAAAUAUGGUUAAACUCUAUGGUUGUUGCCUCGAUACUUAUAUACCAAUACUAGUGUAUGAAAUGUUGCCAAAUGGGAUCCUUUCUCAACAUUUACAUGGUGAUACAGCAUCUAUCAAGUGCUUAAAGUGGGCUGACCGUUUGAGAGUUGCAACUGAUACAGCAUAUGCACUAUCUUAUAUGCAUAAUGCCUUGCGAAAGCCAGUGGUGCAUAGGGGAGUUAGCUCAGCAAGUGUACUUCUUGAUUCUUCAUUCCAGGCUAAGUUAGGAAACUUUGGUUAUGCAGUGUCUAUUAAUCCAGGGGAUACAUCUGAAAGAUGGUCUGUUGAAGGAAGUCCAGGAUUUAUCGAUCCUGAGUACAUUGAGACUCAGGUGGUGACAGAUAAGUGUGAUGUGUACAGUUUUGGUGUUUUAUUGUUGGAGUUGCUAACCAGAAGUAAUCCCAUUAGGAUGCUUAGAGGCGGGAGAGACUUGGUUGAUGUUUUUGUUUCAGCUUUCCAAAAUAAUUGCGUUAUGAACAUGAUCGACAGGGAGCUACUGAAUCAAGCAAGUAGGGAUGAGAUUAAACAGGCUGUGCAAAUUGCAGUGAAAUGUGUGGCAAAGAAAGGGACUGAGAGACCAACCAUGAUUGAAGUUGUUGUGCAACUUCGGCAGAUAAGAGAUACCUAUGGUGGGCGUGGAAAUAAUCGAGUCCAAGGCAAUCGUAAACAUGCACAUGGUGCUGGAAAACUUGAUCAGCAACAAGGGGGUGAAUCUGGGCAAGCACAAACACAAUCUAACUAAACAAUCUUUGUGCAGGAACUAGAAACAUCAUCAAAUUGCAUUCAGACUCAGGGACAGUCAUAUGGAGGGGCUUCUUCAAGAAACAUAGGGAAGUUUAACCUUAUCAUGGCUGUCAACUUCGUUUGUCUCCUCAAGCUCUGAUGUUGGAACUAUUAACCAGAAGGCAGCCCCUCAUAAUGACCAUUAAAAAAAUUGCACGGUGGAGAUGACUAUUAAUCAUGGUGAUCAUAUAUUCACAACAGUCUACUGCUCAUGUUAUUUAUCUUUUCUUUUUCUUCCCUUCGUGGUUGAUGUGUAAGAGGCAUCGAUUAGUACCUGUAUUAAGUUAAGCUCCUCUAGAAAUACUUUGGAGUGAAAGAGAGCAACAAACUUUAGCAUAUGCCUGAUGUAAAAAUACCGGCCUUUAUUAAACAGGCAAAUGUAUUUUCCAGAGCUGGCCUUAUAAGUUAAGCAGGCCAGAAUAAGCAUUUGCAAAAA
Messenger RNA from Chenopodium quinoa (quinoa), 1987 nucleotides. Its product is annotated as wall-associated receptor kinase-like 22. The record is from RefSeq and is a predicted model, not a curated record. The transcript is spliced from 4 exons. The coding region runs from base 365 to 1510 and encodes 381 amino acids. Gene Ontology annotation, biological process: cell surface receptor signaling pathway; protein phosphorylation. Gene Ontology annotation, molecular function: protein serine/threonine kinase activity; ATP binding. Gene Ontology annotation, cellular component: plasma membrane. Lineage: Eukaryota; Viridiplantae; Streptophyta; Magnoliopsida; Caryophyllales; Amaranthaceae.